Messenger RNA from Necator americanus (New World hookworm), 1566 nucleotides. RefSeq lists its product as uncharacterized. The record is from RefSeq and is a predicted model, not a curated record. The transcript has 15 exons. Gene Ontology annotation, biological process: regulation of transcription by RNA polymerase II. The coding region runs from base 1 to 1566 and encodes 521 amino acids. Lineage: Eukaryota; Metazoa; Nematoda; Chromadorea; Rhabditida; Ancylostomatidae. Gene Ontology annotation, cellular component: nucleolus; nucleus.
AUGUCUUUCCUAAAGGAUAUAGAGCAGCUUGCCCGACCAGUUUUUCAAUUGCCGGAUUUGGAGGAUGAAGAUGUUGACGGCACUUCUUCAAUGGUAAUUUCUAAGCUCACAUGCGCAGAAGAGAGCGAUGCGCCCAUGUUGCGGCGAAAAGUUAUAUGCUUAGAUGUUGAUAGCAGUUCGAAAUAUAGCGGAACAAAGGUUUCCCGAGAUGACGUAUUUGACGGUUUCUCCGGAAUGACAGGAAUAGCUGAUUGUCAUGCCCUUGAAAACGGACAUAUUCAAGAGCACAGUGCUGAUGAAGGCCAAGCUUCCGAGGACGGGGAACAAACGAACUGUGUUAUGGGAGAAAAAAGUGAUGAUGACGAAGAAGUUGAUGAUGACAGUGAUGAGGAAUGUGAAUCGGAAAAUGAGGUUGUACUUGCAACAUCUAUUGGUAACGUUCAUAACGAUGCGAACAGUAAUUGUAAUAGAGGGAGUGGAGAAGAUGAUGAAGAACAGAAAGCACUUCCUAAUGGCAUAUUAAAAGAAAUGACCGUACAAGACCUCAUGAAAGAUGUGGACCAAGAUAAGCAACGACGAAAAGCCGAAUGUGUACUCACACAGUCUGAGAUAUGGGAACAACUGUUAUAUGUUAAAAUCAAACUUCACGCCGCCCUUACGGCCUUCAAUCAACUACCACGCGGACAACUGGCCAAAGAUCUUAUGAAAGAAGCUGACGAAGAGACUUCGAAAAACCUCAAAUUAUCUCAGAAAAAUGCACUCAAGUUACUUUCGAGGUUAUUGGAGGCGGAAAGACUUCUUCUGUUAUCCUCAUCAUUUACCAAACCGAUAAUGACAGGAAAUGGAGAAGUUGCAGAUUCCGACGAUGAAGAAAUAGAGAGUAGCGAGGACGAAAAGGACAACAAAAAGGAAGAUCGCUGUUCUAUUGGAGCAGAGGAAGAUGAUGAGUUUGGAGUAGUGCAGACUCAGUCUACGAAUAUAAAAUCACUAAGUAAACGCAUUUGUGAAAAUGAAGAGAAGUUCACCAAAUUUAGAGAGUCUACUUUACUAAAAUGGGAUGAGCGCACGAAACUGAUUUCAUCUCGUCGCUCAAAGAACGCCAGUAAUGACUUCUCAGCAUUUGAACAUGAGAACAUCGUAACUCAGAUCGAGAAGAUUUGUGCCGAUAAAUCACGUGUGUUGAAGCGGUGUCGAACAAAAAGAUCUGAUAUUGAAAGGAUUGGCGGAAAUGUCGAGGCUGACGAAGAUGAAGAAAUCUUCGACGAUGACGACUUUUAUCAGUUGCUUUUGAAGGAGUUGAUAGAUAAGAAAACAAGCACUACACAUGAUCCGGUAGCAAUGACGAGACAUUAUAUUGAGAUGCAAAAACUGAAAUGCAGACGGAAAAAGAAGAAAUAUGUUGAUAAUCGUGCUUCUAAAGACAGAAAGAUAAAAUACCUGCCGAUACCAAAAUUAGUCAAUUUCUGCCCUGCUAAGCCAGAGAUGAUGGAAUGGAGUCACGAAUCGCGGAAUGAGUUGUUCAAAUCGUCAAGUAUGCUACGGAUCCAUCAGUGCUGUUGUUGUUGA